Molecule: messenger RNA, 3655 nt
Organism: Brassica oleracea var. oleracea
Lineage: Eukaryota; Viridiplantae; Streptophyta; Magnoliopsida; Brassicales; Brassicaceae
Product: probable disease resistance protein RPP1
Biological process (GO): defense response; signal transduction
Molecular function (GO): ADP binding
Source: RefSeq, a predicted model, not a curated record
GUGCGUUCAAUGUAUACAAAGCCAUUUUAUAGUUUCUUCUUCCACAUAGCUCCCCUUAAAGCUCUGUAAAACUGACCCUCUUCCCAUCAUACUAAUUAAUGGAUUCUUCUUUUUUCCUUACCACUGUUGCUGCUGCAGUAGGGGUCUUUACACUUUUGAGAAAACUCAGAAUCCACAAGGACAACGUUGAAAAAGAUUGUUCUUCUUCUUCAUCAGUUCUUCCACCUUCUUCUCCUUCUCGUAUCUGGACACAUCAUGUCUUUCCUAGCUUCCGCGGGGAAGAUGUCCGCAGAGACUUCCUCAGUCAUAUUCAGAUGGAGUUUCAAAGAAAAGGAAUCACUCCUUUCGUUGAUAAUGAAAUCAAAAGAGGAGAAUCUAUCGGUCCCGAGCUCAUUAAAGCCAUUAGAGGAUCCAAGAUCGCUAUUAUCUUGAUCUCUAGAAACUAUGCAUCCUCUAAAUGGUGUCUUGAUGAACUGGUGGAGAUUAUGAAGUGUAGGGAAGAGUUGGGUCAAACUGCAAUGGCUAUUUUCUAUAAAGUGGAUCCAUCUGAUGUUAAAAAGCUGACCGGAGAUUUUGGGAAAGUUUUUAGAAGAACUUGUGCUGGUAAAACAAAAGAGGACAUUGGGAGAUGGAGAGAAGCUUUGGCAAAAGUGGCUACAAUAGCUGGUUAUCAUUCAAGCAACUGGGAUAAUGAAGCGGCCAUGAUCGAGAAAAUCGCCACUGAUAUUUCCAACAUGCUGAAUAAUUUCACACCAUCAAGUGAUUUCGAGGAAUUAGUUGGAAUGAGAGCUCAUUUGGAAAAGAUGGAACCAUUGCUGUGCCUAGACUCAGAUGAAGUGAGGAUGAUUGGGAUUUGGGGUCCUCCUGGGAUUGGGAAGACCACAAUCGCCAGAGUCGCAUACAACCAACUCUCCAACAGUUUUCAACUGAGUGUCUUUAUGGACAACAUCAAAGCAAACUGUUCAAGACCAUGUUCCGAUGACUACAGCGCAAAGUUGCAGUUACAACAACAGUUCAUGUCUCAAAUAACCAACCAUAAGGAUAUGGUGGUUUCUCAUUUGGGAGUUGCCUCAAAUAGGUUGAAAGACAAGAAAGUUCUUGUUGUUCUUGAUGGUGUGGACCAAUCAGUACAACUAGAUGCAAUGGCGAAAGAGACUGGUGGUUUGAGUCGGAUUAUCGUUACAACACAAGAUCAUAAACUUUUUAGAGCACAUGGGAUCAACCAUAUUUACAAGGUGGGGUUUCCGCCAACUGAGGAGGCUCUCCAAAUCUUUUGCAUGUAUUCUUUUGGUCAAAAGUUCCCUAAAGAUGGUUUUGAGGCGCUUGCUCUAAAAGUCACAGAACUUGCUGGUAGUCUCCCUUUGGGGCUAAGGGUUAUGGGCUCCUACUUUCGGGGAAUGUCCAAGCAAGAGUGGACAAGGUCUCUACCAAGACUGGAGGCUAGCCUUGGCGCUGAUAUUCAAAGCGUCUAUGAUGCUCUAGAUGAUGAAGAUAAAGAUUUGUUUCUUCAUAUAGCCUGCUUCUUCAGCUUAGAGAAGAUUCACAAAGUAGAAGAACAUCUUACAAAGAAGUUCUUGGAAGUGAGGCAAAGACUUAACGUCUUAGCUGAGAAAUCUCUCGUAUCUAUCGACUCCGGAUAUAUAACAAUGCAUAGUUUGCUAGAAAAACUAGGCAGAGAAAUUGUUUGUAGACAAUCUAUCCAUGAGCCUGGACACCGCCAGUUUCUGUACAAUAAAAGAGAGAUUUGUGAAGUACUGAUUGGUGAUGAAACAGGUAGUAAAAGUGUCAUAGGCAUACAGUUUGACCGCAACGGAAUCGAGGAGAAAUUAGAUAUUAGUGAGAAAGCCUUCGAAGGGAUGUCUAAUCUCGAAUUCUUAAAAGUCUAUGGUUAUCAUGAUACAAUGCAAUUAAAUCGAAGUCUGAACUAUCUGUCUCAUAAACUUCGAUUACUACAUUGGAGUCAUUUUCCAAUGACAUGUUUUCCUUGUACUGUGAACUUGAAGUUCCUCGUGGAACUAAUCAUGGAUCACAGCAAGCUUGAGAAUUUGUGGGAAGGAAAAAAACUGCUUCCAAGUCUGAAGUGGAUGGAUUUGAGUUAUUCUGUAAACUUGAAGGAGCUCCCCGAUCUCUCAACUGCCACUAACCUUGAGAAAUUGUAUCUGAAUGAUUGCUCCAGCUUGGUGAAGCUUCCUUGCACUAAUGGGUAUACCAAUAAUCUUGAGAAGUUGGAUCUUCGUAAUUGCUCGAGUCUUAUCGAGCUCCCUUGGUCUUUUGGUAAUUCCACUAAGCUCGAGAAACUAUAUCUUGGUGGAUGCUCAAGUCUUUUGGAGCUACCUUCCUUUACUGGGAAUGCUAUUAAACUCCAAAGUCUGGAUCUCGGUGUCUCAAAUCUGUUGGAGCUUCCUUCUUCUAUUGGAAAUGCCACUAAUCUAGUGGACCUGGACCUUAGUAAUUGCUCAAAUCUUGUGGAACUUCCUCUAUUUAUUGGAAACCUAAAGAAGUUGCAGGGGCUGAGAUUAGAAGGAUGCUCUAAGUUGGAGGUUAUUCCCACUAACAUCAACUUGGAAUCUUUGGAUAUACUUAAUCUCAGAAACUGCUCCAUGCUGAAAAGUUUUCCUCAGAUAUCCACAAACAUUAGACAUCUCGACCUCACAGGAACUGCAAUUGAAGACGUGUCUCCCUCCAUCAGGUCAUGGCCUCGUCUGGAUAGGUUGCUGAUGACAUACUUUGAAAACCUCAAGGAGCUCCCUCAUGCUCUUGAAAGAAUCACAAGCCUGCACUUGAACACAGAAAUACAAGAGUUUCCUCCUUGUGUCAAGAAAAUAUCUUCUCUUCAUGAGAUCUUUCUCAGAGGAUGUAGAAAGUUGGUAUCAAUACCAACGAUUUGGGAUUCUAUCUCCUACAUGGAUGCAACAGACUGUGAAUCCCUGGAGAUACUUGAAUGCUCAUUUCGCAAUCCAUCGGUUUGGCUCAACUUUGCCAACUGCUUCAAACUGAAUCAAGAAGCGAGAGACUUGGUCAUCCAGACUAGUAUAGAUGCAGUCUUACCAGGUGGAAAAGUGCCUGCAUACUUCACUCAUCGAGCUACUGGUGCGGGUCCACUGACAAUCAAGUUGAAUGAAAGGCCUCUUCCUAUAUCCAUGAGCUUUAAAGCUUGUAUAUUGCUGGUUAGUAACGGUGACCAUGCCGCUUGCUAUACAGAUGAAUGGACGGAUGUGACUGUUAUGUAUAACAAUGAAAGUUAUAUGUUAUAUCCACCUUUGGCAGAGCAUCUGUACACAUUCCAAGUGGAAGCGGAGGUUACUUCCAGCCAGCUUCUGUUUGAGUUCAAGCUGAAAAGCAACAACGUUUGGAAGAUAGGAGAAUGUGGGAUAGUUCAACACUUGGAGGUCCCUUCGUAACAGAAUGAAGACUUCUCUCAAUUGGAUACAGUAUAAAGUUAAUGAUCUAUAUACAGUACUCUGUUUUUAAUGAACAGUUAAUGAAGACUUCUCUCAGUUAAAGCCAAGACGAAGAUAAACCUGUUGUCUAUUGUAACCAAUUGUUUCUCAUAUCAUAUGCCAUUGAAAAUUUAGAAUUUGUUAUGCCAUGACUUUGUGAAAUUAGAAUUUGUUAUGCCAUGACUUUGCGUAUCAUCCCUUGUCAACAGUGUAGG